AUGAAGUAUCCUGCAUUAAAAGAAACAACUCUUAUUCAUACUUUGUUUGGAGGGAUGCAAAAUCCUCAGAAACAUUCAGAAUACAAGAUUUUUGUAAGUGAUUUUAACAAAAAUUAUCAUUGCACUUUUAACGCAUUUGACCAAGAGAAAAUCUGUGCCGAAAUUUGUCAGAUACCAACCGGAUUUUGGUCAAAGGAACUAGAGGAUAAUGGAAUCCAUCUAACGGAUCAAGAAUGUUUACCAUCUUGUUCUUCAUCAACAAUCGAUUUGCUUAUUGGUGCUGACAUAGCAGGAAAAUUGAUGACUGGAAAAAUCCUCAAUUUAACUUGUGGAUUAACUGCCACUGAGACUUUGCUUGGUUGGACACUUAUGGGAAGAGCACCAAGCAGUUCAGACUCUAUAAGCAUGACAGUGACAAACUUACUUAUAAAAGAUUGUAAUAUAAGUGACUUAUGUAAGUUAGAAGCCAUUGGAAUUAUUGAUCCUACUGAAUCGAAAAAGAAGACUGAAAUGCAUCAAGGUACUUCAGAUUAUUUUCGAAACACUCUGACGAUUGAUGAGGAAGGGAGGUACGAAGUCGCCUUACCUUUGGUGUUAGAAUCGUCCCGGCUCCCUGACAACAGACAAAUGGCCGAGAAACAACUUUCUUCUGUUUAUAAAAUACUUGUAGAAUCCGAGAGAGUUGGAGUAUAUGCAGAUAUCUUUAAAAAAUGGAUUGCUGACGGUGUCAUUGAAGAAAUCGAAGAUAAAAAGGAAUUGAAUGUAUACUAUCUCCCACACAGGCCUGUAUUUAAAGAGAACAGCAUUACUAAGAAAGUGAGGCCAGUUUUCGAUGCAUCCGCACUUAUAAAGGGUACACCCUCACUGAAUGCCUACUUAGAAAGCGGUCCUAAUUUAAUUGAACUUGUUCCUUCCCUACUGAAUCGUCUCCGAAAAUUUCCUGCUGGAAUAGCAUCAGACAUUGAGAAGGCAUUUCUUCAGAUCGGAAUCAGAGAGAGGUACAAGGAUUAUCUGCGAUUUUUAUGGAAAACCAAAGACAAGGGAAUGAAAAUCUACAGACAUCGUAGAGUUGUGUUUGGUUUCACCUGCAGUCCAUCCCUUUUAGCGGCAACUUUGAAUUGCCAUCUGGAAAAAGCACCUGAAGAGCUCUUGGAUACUGCGGAAAUUUUGAAGAAUUCAUUUUAUGUGGAUAAUUGUGUCUGCAGUUUGAAGAAUAUAGAUGAAGCAGAUAAAUUUAUAGCUGAAUCGCAAGCGUUGAUGUCUUUAGGCAAAUUCAAUCUACGAGGCUGGGAAUCAAAUGCUUCACUUGAAAUUAUCGAUCAACCCGACAAAUACCAAACUGUAUCCUUAUUGGGUCUAAACUGGGACCUAAAACAAGAUACUCUGUCUUGUAUCAUAAACUGUCCGAAAAAUGAAAAUCUGGUUCUUACUAAAAGAGAUCUGCUUUCUUUGGCUCAGAGUAUAUUUGACCCUUUGGAUAUAUCCUCUCCUGUAACCAUCAUUCCAAAGUUUAUGCUUCAAGAAUCCUGGAAUCUUGGACUUAAAUGUGAUGAUGCCCUGCCAGAAGGUCUAUCGAAACUAUUUUGGAACUGGCUGAAGGGUAUAAAGAAUCUUUCAGAGGUCAAAAUACCUCGAUGGAUGAAGCUGAGUCAAAAUGAAGAAGGGAAAAAGGAAAAUAUUUGGAAAUUUAUACCACCAUCAGCUCCAUGGUGGGGAGUAUGGUGGGAGCGCCUUAUUGCCCUAGUAAAAGACCUUCUGAAGAAAGUUCUAAGCCGAGCAUGCCUGAGUUACGAAGAAUUGAAUAUGAUUCUAUGCUAUUGCAAAGACAUCGUAAAUUCAAGACCCAUUACCUACGUUUCUGAACACCAUGAUUUGGAACCUAUAACACCAUCUUCAUUCCUCAGAAAACGUAGAGAAAAUGGAAUUCCAGAUCUUGACCACUUGGAACUAUCUCCUGAGUAUUUUCGCAAGCGGCGACUGUAUAGGUGUAAACUGCAAGAAGAUCCCAGAAAUCGAUUCCGACUGGAAUACUUGUGGCAGCUGAGGCAACAAACUAAGAAAAUGAUAAAAACCCACGAUUUUAAGGUGGGAGAAGUGGUUAUUGUCGAAGUAACCAAUCAAAAACGUCUGAAUUGGCCUCUGGGGAAAAUAACAAAUAUUCCCUGGUAA
Messenger RNA from Argiope bruennichi, 2169 nucleotides. RefSeq lists its product as uncharacterized. The transcript has a single exon. Gene Ontology annotation, molecular function: nucleic acid binding. The coding region runs from base 1 to 2169 and encodes 722 amino acids. Lineage: Eukaryota; Metazoa; Arthropoda; Arachnida; Araneae; Araneidae. The record is from RefSeq and is a predicted model, not a curated record.